Cynocephalus volans (Philippine flying lemur) is the source of this 1279-nucleotide messenger RNA. It is a transcript of the gene CD47, whose product is annotated as CD47 molecule. The transcript is spliced from 9 exons. Gene Ontology annotation, molecular function: thrombospondin receptor activity. The record is from RefSeq and is a predicted model, not a curated record. Gene Ontology annotation, biological process: positive regulation of cell-cell adhesion; positive regulation of phagocytosis; positive regulation of inflammatory response. NCBI's taxonomy places the organism in Eukaryota, Metazoa, Chordata, Mammalia, Dermoptera, Cynocephalidae. Bases 104 to 1009 code for a protein of 301 amino acids. Gene Ontology annotation, cellular component: plasma membrane; extracellular exosome.
GUUCUACCUGUGACGGGCGGCGGCGGGUCUUCCCUGUAACGGCGGCGGCUGCCUCUCCAGACACCUGCGAGGCGGCGGCGGCGACCCCGCGGCAGGAGCGGAGAUGUGGCCCUUGGUGGCGGCGCUGUUGCUGGGUUCUGCGUGCUGCGGUUCAGCUCAGCUAUUAUUUAAUAAAACCAAAUCUGUAGAAUUCACCUAUUGCAAUGAAACUGUCAUCAUCCCAUGCUUUGUUAAUAACGUGGCAGCGGAAAACACUAGAGAAAUGUUUGUAAAGUGGAAAUUUAAAGGAAUUGACAUUUUCAUCUUUAAUGGAACAAACUCCGUUCCCAAGCAUAACUUUACAAGUGCAAGAAUUGCAGUUUCAGAGUUACUAAAAGGAGAUGCCUCUUUGAUGAUGAAUAAGAGUGAUGCCAUCUUGGGAAACUACACUUGUGAAGUAACAGAAUUAAGCAGAGAAGGCGACACAGUCAUAGAACUGAAAUAUCGUGUUGUUUCAUGGUUCUCUCCAAAUGAAAAUAUUCUCAUUGUUAUUUUCCCAAUUUUUGCUAUACUUCUGUUCUGGGGACAGUUUGGUAUUAAAACACUUAAAUAUAAACCCAGUCAUACAGAUGAGAAAACCAUUAUUUCACUUGUUGCUGGACUAGUGGUCACCGCAGUUGUCAUUGUUGGAGCCAUUCUUUUAAUUCCAGGUGAAUAUUCAGUAAAGAAUGCUAUUGGACUUGGUUUAAUUGUAAUUUCUACAGGAAUAUUAAUAUUACUUCAGUACUGUGUGUUUAAGACAGCUUUUGAGAUGACAUCCUUUGCCAUUGCCAUAUUGUUAAUUCAGGUCCUGGGCUAUGUACUUGCUCUGGUUGGACUAAGCCUCUGUGUCUCAGCUUGUAUACCAAUGCAUGGUCCACUUCUGAUUUCAGGUUUGGGUAUCAUGGCUCUAGCACAAUUACUUGGAUUAGUUUAUAUGAAAUUUGUGGCUUCCAAUCAGAAGACUAUACAACCUCCUAGGAAUAACUAAAGUGAAGUGAUGGACUUUGACUUGGAGAGUAUUAAGAUAUGAAAGGAAUACACUCAUGUUUAAGCACCAUGGCCCUGAUGAUUCGCUGUUGGGGAGAAGAAAACAAGAAAAGUAACUGAUUUUCAUACAUGGGAGAAAAUGUAGUCAUUGACCCUUAAAUGAUUGUUACAAUUAAGUUUUUAUUCGAAGCAGCUGUAAUUUAGUUAAUAAAAGAAUUAUGAUCUGUGUUGUGUGCCCAAUUGAGAUCCAGUUUUUUUGUUGUUAUUUUUA